Messenger RNA from Fundulus heteroclitus (mummichog), 1448 nucleotides. Its product is annotated as CD48 antigen-like. The record is from RefSeq and is a predicted model, not a curated record. Bases 37 to 906 code for a protein of 289 amino acids. Lineage: Eukaryota; Metazoa; Chordata; Actinopteri; Cyprinodontiformes; Fundulidae. The transcript is spliced from 5 exons.
UCUGCUCUAGAGGAGCCUGGUAACAGCCACUCUGGGAUGGAGAAGCUGAUCCUCAUUUUCUUUCAUGUCGCCAUGAUGAGAUUCUCUGCUGCUGAGGAACUGAAGAGGAACCUGAAUGGAGUUGUUGGAGGAAACGUCACUUUCCCAGAUCCUCUGCUGGAGUUGGGAUUUCUGUUAGAAGGAAGAAGGAACAUUGCUUCAGUGAAUGACAGAAAACUUCAGUUUGUAGAGGAGAUUUACACGAACAAACUUCACUGGAACAGAAACUCUGGACUCUUUACCAUCACAGACCUGCAGAAGAGCGACUCUGGAGAUUAUAAAAUCGACUCUAAAAGAGGACGAGUUUUUUAUACAUCCUAUAAUCUCACAGUUUACGAUGGUGCUCCGACUCCUGCAGUAGAAACCCUGACUGUGAGCUCUGACAGCUGCUGGUUGCUCUGUUCUGUGGACAAAGCCACGUCUCUGCUGUGGUACAAAGACCAGGAAGUACAGAACCAGAACAGUUCUGCUUCCUCUUUACCCAUCACUGUCCACAAAGAGGACAGAGACUCAUCCUACAGAUGUGUAGCAGCCAACCCUGCAGAAAACAAGACUCUCCAUGUUAACGUGAGGACAGCAUGUGGGUUCAACAGCUCAGACGCCGUAGAUGACAACAGAUUAAUGAAAUACUGGAACCUGAUCUCUCUCCCCAUCAAGCUGGCAGCUUUCAUGGCUCUGACUGCAGUGAUGGUCAGACGGAGGAAUCCAGACCAAACAAACCCACAAACACGACGGGUAAAAACUUCCCGGACUCAUCAGAACCAGCAACUCCGCUUCAUGAAUGAUGAAGAUAAUAUUUCCCAGAAUCCUCCUGGUGCAGCUCCUGCUCAGGAUGUUUGCGUCUCACAGAUUUCCAUCAUAAAUUAACAACUGUGAAACUCUGGAGAUGUUCUCACCUGUUGAGGUGAAGAACCGGAAACAAACUUUAUUCAGAGCUUCAGGUGUCGCUGCAGGCGUCGCCUCAACGUUUCUGGGUCCAUCUUCAAGAACCUCGGCAGCAGUUCUAGUGGAACCAGAAUCUAUCGUUGGUUUUUUAGUCGUUUGGUUAAUCUGGGCGUGAAUCACAUGCAGGGCCGGCCCAAGCUUGCAUGGGGCCUCAAGCAGAGUGAGAUGUGGGGCCCCUCUUCCUGUUGAGAGCAUCCCAUCAUGAACAGAGUUUCUGUGGAGAUUUGGAGGAAAAUGGGUUCUAAGAUUAACUGGCUGAGCUUAAAAUUCAUCACUGAUCAGUUAUUAUUUGCUGAGAUGUAUUUCUGAACAAACCGAUGAUCAAACACAAAGAAAAAAAAUUAAAACAUUUUUUACUACAUUAAGUUGACAGUUCCUUCAAAAUAAAAUGUUAAAUAUCUUUUCAUUUAUCAUAUCUCAUAUUUUUUAUAAUGUCAUUCUAAUUAAACAAAUAUAAACAUUUA